Molecule: messenger RNA, 1397 nt
Organism: Suncus etruscus (white-toothed pygmy shrew)
Lineage: Eukaryota; Metazoa; Chordata; Mammalia; Eulipotyphla; Soricidae
Product: serine protease inhibitor A3N-like
Exons: 4
Coding region: 100-1353 (417 amino acids)
Biological process (GO): negative regulation of endopeptidase activity
Molecular function (GO): serine-type endopeptidase inhibitor activity
Source: RefSeq, a predicted model, not a curated record
GCUAUUUGUUGACACAAUAGUUCCUCCCAGAAGAGGCAGCAGGGACUCCACUAUCCCGAGCCUGGAAGCUGCUUUGCCUUCCAGACUGAGUGUAGAGGCAUGUCUCCCCUGCUGGCCCUGCUCCUGGCUGUGCUCUGCCCCCAUGUCUUUGGCUUCCCUGGGGGCACCACAGAGCCAGAGAUGGUGUCCCCAGAGGAGCCGAACAACAGGACUACGGACAACAGCCUCAGUCUAGCUCGCAGCAAUACCGACUUCGCCUUCAGCCUCUACAAGCUCUUGGCCACCCAGAAUCCUGGGGACAAUGUGAUCUUCUCUCCACUCAGCGUCUCUGUGGCAUUGGCAUUGCUGGCCCUCGGGGCCCGUGGCAACACCCAGAUCGAGACUCUCCAGGGCCUCAAGUUCAACCUUACCCAGCUUUCUGAGGCUGAAAUCCAUCAGGGCUUCCAUCUUCUGCUGAGCCACUUGAGCAAGCCAGGAACCCACCUGCAGCUCAACAUGAGCACUGCCGUGUUCGUGGACCAGCAGCUUCAUCUGCUGGAGAGCUUCCAGCAAGAGGCCCAGACCCUGUACACAGCCGAUGCCUUCCCCACCAACUUCCAGGAUCCCCCCGCUGCUGAGAAGCUCAUCAAUGAUUAUGUGGAGCAGAAAACUCAAGGGAAAAUCCAGGAACUUGUCAAGGACUUAGACCCACAGACUGUGAUGGUGUUGGUGAACUGCCUCUUCUUUAAAGCUAAGUGGAAGACGCCCUUCGACCCCCGCGACACCUUCCCAAUGAGUUUCCACGUGAACGAGAGCAGGGUGGAGAACGUGCCCAUGAUGAGCCUGGACGACACGCAGAUGCUGUACUUUCGUGAUGAGGCUCUGGGCAUCACCGUGGUGCAGCUGCCCUACAGCGACAGCCGUGCCUGUGCCCUUUUUGUCCUCCCGGACCAGGGCCGCAUGGCCGAGCUGGAGGCGACGAUGAACCCUAGCACCUUCCAGCACUGGAGAGACUCGAUGAGCACCAGAAUGAUAAACCUGUUCCUGCCCAAAUUCUCCAUCUCUGGGGACUACAAUCUGAAGGAAGUCCUGCCUAAGCUGGGCAUCAGUGAGGUCUUCUCCGUGCAGGCGGAUCUCUCAGGCUUCACAGGGAACCGAAACCUGCAUGUUUCUGAGGUGGUCCACAAAGCUGUGCUGGAUGUGGCUGAGAAUGGCACAGAAGCAGCGGCCGCCACAGGCAUCAAAGCUUCUUUCCUUUCUGGAAGCUUCUCCACGAUGGUGAUAUUCAACAGGCCCUUCCUGGUGGCCCUCUUCUCUGAGGAUACACAGGGCUUCCUCUUUCUGGGCAAAGUGACCAACCCCGUACAUUCCUGAUCUCAUAACAGGGUCAACCCUGAAGAAUCAGCUUUGCCCCAGGA